AUGCAUAAUCUAAGAAAAUUCAAACAGGCUGUGUAGGACACUCAGGCGCAUUUUUUUUCAGCUAGCAUGCAUAUAUAUCCAACCUCGCCCCGAGGAUUUGUUAGGUUUCUCUUAUUGUCUAAAAGUGUUCAAAACCCUGGGAAGGAGGUAUAUAUCUGUGAAGAAUAUUUUGUAUUGAUUGAUAUUUUAUUUUCAUUAAUUAGCAAACAUUCACCUAACAUCAUAAUAUGAAUUUCGUGCAGAAAUAUUCGUUUACAUCUGAAUAUUCCUCAAAACAAAUUUUGCUACAUUAGCCUUCGGAAAGUACUACCGGAGUGACUAACAUUUGUGUAUCUUGUUAAGCUGUUAUUUUCAUUUGUGAAAGGCUCAGUUGUCAUUGUUUACUUUACGAUUUAACAUAAACAAUAUCGCGAAACAAACUAUGUAUAGCUUUUGUGAGAGUGGUUGUAAAGAAAAAUAAAGAAGUUAAUUAACGACAAAUAAUUGAUUGGAAAGUUGAAAACGGAUUAUAAUGGAUGCUACGAAUUAAAAGUAUAAUUUUAAAAAAAUGGCACAAGAUCCGUUAAGUGAAAAAAAAGUUGCAAUGCAUGACAAUAAAGAAAACAGUCAAAUCGCAGACGAUUGCGAGACAACAACAAGAAAAAGUGUUAGUAUUGAUCGUAUUUUAGAGCAUAUAGGGCAACUUGGUCCGUUUCAGUUAAAAGUAAUGGUGAUUUAUAGCUUAGUUUUAAUUGUGCCCGCCUAUCAGGCAUUAAUCACUGUUUUCAUAAAUGUUUCUCCUUCAUGGAGACGUUCACAAAACAACCACAGUGAAUGCAAUAAUACAAAUAUUUACGAGUCCACUGAUGAAAAGCGAUGUCGUAUGAAUAGAGGAUCAUGGGAAUACGUAACGCCAAAAUCAUUUUCACUUGUAACUCAGUUUGACCUGGUGUGCGACAAAGAUGCAUUUUCGCAUAUAGCAAGCUCAGGAUUAUUUAUUGGUCAAAUGAUAGGAGCCAUUAUGUUUGGUUGGUUGGCUGAUAGGUACGGUCGCAAGAAAAUUAUGUUCUCGUGUUUAUUCUGUUUAUGUGUGGUAUCCUUCAUUUCGAGUUUUUCACCAAAUAUUUGGUGGUUUACUGCAAUGCGAGUGCUUAGCGGAUUCUUUCAUGGUGGUAUCGUCGUCCCACUCAUGGUGCUGUCAGUGGAACUUGUUGGACCAAGAUAUCGAGGUUUUGUUGGAUUAGUCACCUGGAAUUCUUGGACUAUAGCACUUUGCUUUAUGAGCCUUCAAUCCUGGUAUGUUCCAGAAUGGAGAAAAUUGACGAUGUUGUUAUCUAUUCCAUACCUCUUUGUUCCAAUCAUCGGAGCUAUAUGGACUCCUGAAUCAGUACGUUGGUAUCGUUCCCAGCACAUGUUACUAGAAGCUGAAAAGAUUCUUCGUAAAGUUGCACAAGUUAACAAAAAAGUUUAUCCAGCCGUUGCAAGAUUGGAACCAAUUAUAAAAAAGAACUCAUCAGAUGCAUCAUAUAAGGAUUUAUUUUGCACAAUACGUCGCAGUUGGAGGACUCUCUCCUUUUGUUUAAUGUGGUUCACAAACGAUGCUGUAUACUAUGGUGUUUCCAUGGCUGCGAGUGAUUUUGGUGGAAAUCUACAUCGUGAUUUUGUUUUGAUGAGUUUGAUUGAAAUUCCUGUAAAUUUAUCAACAAUUUACAUCAUAAACAAGAUAGGAAGAAAAAAAGGAGCAAUAACAGGCUAUAUCGUUACAAGCACCUCUCUCAUCUUAUUUGGAUGUUUCCUUGCUUUUAACAUUGCAGCGAAUAUUUACAUAAGAAUUGCAAUCGGAUUGAUUGGAAAAGCAUUCGGACUCGUUAGUUGGUGUGCAUGUGAAAUUUGGUCUGCCGAACUAUACCCUACAAAUAUUAGGUCACAUGCAUUGGGUUUGCUUUACGUACUCAGUCAAAUGGGUGCUUCAAGCUCGCCAUGGAUAUCACAAUGGAUGAAAAAAUUUCACGUUGCUAUUCCCUCUUUUACUAUUGGUGGAUUAGCGUUACUGUCGUGCGUAUUGGCAACUACUUUGCCGGAAACAAAAAAUAUUGAGAUAUCAGAUACUGCUGAAAUAAACAAAGAUAGUGUUGUUGAUGAAGAUGAAGUAACUAUGACCACCGUGAUCUAGUCAAGCGUAUCAGAGAAAGAACUUUAAGAUACACAAAAAAAACACUUUUUUCAGAAUGAUUUUGUUGUCUUUAACUAAUGAAUUCUGAUAUAUGGUGCGUGGGUUCAAAGCGAUUUGUGAGUCUUAAGGCGUAUACAAUACAUAUGCGCACUCUUGUUUACACUCAACCUCAACCCCAAGGAUUCAUUGUUUUUCAAAAGCCCUGGUGUCGAGGUUGGUGUUCACAGUCUGAUAUCAAUUUUUUAGACUUUUUUAAUUAGUAGCUCCUGUAGAUAGCACGGUGUAGUUUUAUUUAGUAUUAAUUUAAGAAAGCAUGGUAACAUGGUAUUUCCAAAAAUAUUAUCUUUAUUUUAAAUAAA
Hydractinia symbiolongicarpus is the source of this 2511-nucleotide messenger RNA. RefSeq names its product solute carrier family 22 member 7-like. NCBI's taxonomy places the organism in Eukaryota, Metazoa, Cnidaria, Hydrozoa, Anthoathecata, Hydractiniidae. The transcript has 9 exons. The record is from RefSeq and is a predicted model, not a curated record. Gene Ontology annotation, molecular function: transmembrane transporter activity. Gene Ontology annotation, biological process: transmembrane transport. Bases 548 to 2152 code for a protein of 534 amino acids. Gene Ontology annotation, cellular component: membrane.